This is a messenger RNA of Dictyostelium discoideum AX4, 447 nucleotides long. RefSeq lists its product as hypothetical. The transcript is spliced from 2 exons. The record is from RefSeq and is a predicted model, not a curated record. Bases 1 to 447 code for a protein of 148 amino acids. NCBI's taxonomy places the organism in Eukaryota, Evosea, Eumycetozoa, Dictyosteliales, Dictyosteliaceae. Gene Ontology annotation, cellular component: cytoplasm.
AUGAAAAAACAACAAACAAAUAAUAACAAUAAUAAAAGUGUAAAUAAUAAAAGUAAUAGUGGCAAUGUAAAUAAUAAUAAUAAUAACGAUGUAAAUAAAAAAGUUGAAGAAAUGUAUUUAGAAAAAGAAGAAUUAAGAGAAGAUAUUAUUAUAGAUAAAAGAAAAAUUUUAGAUUUAGAUCAAAGAAAUAAUUUAAAUAUAGAAGCUUUGGAUAAUAUUGUAAAUAUCAAAUCUGAAAAUAAGAAUAAAAAUGGUAAAUUAUGGAUAUAUACAGGUGAUAUUUUUAUUCAAAUGAAAGAAAAUAAUGCAAAGGAAUUAAUAAUUAAAGAAAACGAUGCAAUUGAAUCAGAAAUUGAAUCCCUUCAAAGUGGGUUGGUUGAAAAACAACAAAAUUUAAAAAAGUUAGAAAUGGAUUACCAAUUAGAGAGAAAUAAACUAUUUACAUAA